Molecule: messenger RNA, 774 nt
Organism: Penicillium alfredii
Lineage: Eukaryota; Fungi; Ascomycota; Eurotiomycetes; Eurotiales; Aspergillaceae
Product: YoaK family protein
Exons: 1
Coding region: 1-774 (257 amino acids)
Source: RefSeq, a predicted model, not a curated record
AUGCCGCAUGAAACUGAUCCCUUGCUGGGAGUUAGCGCCCCUCGAUCGCGCCGUCUGAGCCGGUACGUGCGCAACGAGAUUGAUCCGCGACACGGAGACCUUCUUCUGCUGUUUUGCUAUAUCAUCACGGGGUUACUUGACAGCUCGGCCGUGUUUAUCUGGGGCUCAUUCGUGAGUAUGCAAACCGGCAACACGGUAUACUUUGGCUUGGGGUUAGUCGGGGCCGAAGGCGAUCGAUGGAUCAAGUCUGGGACUUCGAUCGCGACCUUCUGCCUGGGAUCGCUGUGCUUCGCUGCUUUUCAUCGCGCCUUCUCGCCUCGCCAGCGCUGGGUGCUCUGUGCGUCAUUCCUGGUCCAAAUGACCUGUGUUGGUGCGGCCGCCAUCAUUGUCAGCGUCUAUCGGCCCGCUCGGGAUGCCCCGUUGAGUUGGCUAGUGCUGGUUCCACUAGCCUUGGUCGCAUUUCAGAGCAGCGGUCAGGCUGUGACCAGUCGCGUACUCAAUUAUAACGGCCUGACCAGCGUCGUGCUCACGAGCCUUUACUGUGAUCUCUUCUCUCACCCCGACCUGCUAUCCCCGAGAGUGGUGGGUCACGCCGAGGAGAUGCGACGUGUAGGGGCCGUGUUGUGUCUUUUGCUGGGCACGGUACUGGGGGGGCUCUGGGCUCACAGCUCUGUCGGACUUAUGGGGGCGUUGUGGACGGCGACGGUACUGAAGGGGGUCAUUGUGGUCGCGUGGUUGGUGUGGAAGGGAAAGAGUCAAGGAGUCGAAGCAUAG